Anguilla rostrata (American eel) is the source of this 3331-nucleotide messenger RNA. RefSeq names its product transmembrane p24 trafficking protein 8 (gene tmed8). Gene Ontology annotation, cellular component: Golgi membrane. The record is from RefSeq and is a predicted model, not a curated record. NCBI's taxonomy places the organism in Eukaryota, Metazoa, Chordata, Actinopteri, Anguilliformes, Anguillidae. The transcript has 6 exons. The coding region runs from base 367 to 1173 and encodes 268 amino acids.
AACAAAAGUUGACGCUACCGCUUUUCCCUUAGCAAAACAGCUAGCUAACGUUGGUUGAUUGGCUAGCCUAUUGAAAUACAUUUGUAAUGUAAUCGGUAGUUCAAUGCAAGAUUGACACAACUACCUCGAAUAGUUAUUUGGUUACGUCUCCUUAUUUUAGGGGACUUGUUUUGUUUUGUAACAGUGGCUAACUGUAGUCGGACGUUUGAUAUAACCCUGGAGGAAGAAGGGUUUUAUUCCCCUUCAGCAUUGUUUUCUUAUGGAACUUAGCCUGCAAGCUAACUUGGACUGACAGCCGGGCAUCUGAAGUUCAUUUGUAACGUGCAGCCAACUUUCUUUGAAUUGAACAGUAUUCAGGCUUGAGUGAUGACGGAAAAUUUGGAAGCAACUUCGGAACUUCAGUCCAGAUUGUCUUCCCUUUCUGUGUCGUCUUUUCCUGGAAUAACGUCGAAGAAUUGUCCAGCUAACGCUCAAGAUGGGCUUCUGAGUACAGACCUGUCCCAGCACCCACAGAACACUGCCAACCUUCUGAAUGAUGACUGCAAAGGCCUUCCACAGCCCACGGAGACUGACCUGGUUGAGCCCUCUGGGCAGGCCAUGGACGGCGACUCUGAGAUGAAUGGUACUAAUGGGAAGGAGCAGCUCCCAGGAGACAAAAAAGCAACAUUGCCCCCUCUCAAACCGCCGUCCACCUGGACAUCCCCCGCACUGAAGGAGCUGAAGACCAAGCUUCGACAGGAAAAGGACAGCGUGGUGACUGUGUACAGGGGUGACGUCAUGACCGUACAUGUUCCCACGGUCCCCGAGGCCAAGCAGGUGUGCUGGGAGUUCGCCACCGAUGGUUAUGACAUCGGCUUCGGUAUCUACUUUGACUGGACGCCAGUCACAAACCGGGCCAUUACUGUGCAGAUCAGUGAGUCCAGCGACGAUGAGGACGAGGAUGAAGACCUGGAAGGACCUGUGAAUCCUGGGGAUGUAGAGAAGGGGUCAAAGUCAGCAGCCAGUUCAAACCUGGGAGAGAUUCUUCCAGUGUACCGCCAAGACAGCCACUUGGCAGUCCAGGCAGGCAGUCACGAGUUUCCAGGUGAGGGCACGUACCUCCUGAAGUUCGACAACUCCUACUCUCUGUGGCGAAAUAAAACUCUGUACUACAGAGUGUACUACAGUGCCUGAGAACCAAUAUCCAUGACUGCAGUUGAAUGUUUCAACUGAAGGACUUCAGAGAUCUCUAUUUUUGAUUCUAUAUAGUAUAUGCUUGGGCUUGUGAAUUAUGUAAAAGCAACUGAUGUCUCGCCUGGAUUGUUGUCUGUGCUGGAUUUGUCACAAUGACGAGAGAGCAUUUGCGAAAGGAGUCACGCAAGAUGUUUAAUCAAGACUGAGAUUUUAAAGCUUUGUGUAUGUGCAUAGUUCCUGUGUCUUAUGUGUUUUGUGUGAUGAGGUAAUGUACACUGUCCAUGUUUUUGAAUUUGAUUUUUUUGUUUUAUCCAGUGCCGUCACCUUUAAACAGCAAGUUUUAAAGGGGUAGUUCACCCAACUAUUAUUAAAUUGAUGUAUGUUUUCAUUUACUUCGGUAGCAGUAGUAGUUCUCGAGGAACUCUGUGCCAUUAUAUUUGGAAAUAGAUUGCUUUUGAGUUUUUCGAUUGUAAAUUUCCGGCGCUUUUAGUAUCACAAAAAUAUGGGUCUGUUGAGGUCCAUUGUAUCAGGGUGAGUUGCAGUGGAUAUCUAUAAAACUUGUCAAAUCUCAGCAAAAUUAUCUGGAUAAAUAGAUAUUACUCCAGGUAAGUGGAAACAUACCUUAAUUUCAUUUUGGGUCAGCUGCCCCUCUAAGUGAGAGAACUCUAGAUCUCAUGGUUAUUGAGGAUAUAAAAUUCAGUUGUCAAAUCUGUCUUCAUAGGCACUUUUGGUGGCUCUGUGAGGGAAGAAAAUGUGAAGGAAUUUGGUUUUACCCAGCACUAGACUUGUUUUGAGCUUGGUUGGUUCAACUAAACUCUUACCCUGCGAUUAAUUUUAUAAUUUUAAAUCUGGACAAAUUGCAUGAUAAUGUAGUAAAAUACAGCUCAUUUUCAAGGAACAGUGAUAGUAGGCUUUGAAGAUAUUUGUGAUGGGUGCAAGGCCUUGUAUACCAAACCCAUAAUGAGAAUGAGAAUCUGUCAAACUACGGUGCUGUUGACAUGCAAAUUUUUAAAAUGUCCGGUCAACAUUUCUAGGCAUCUAUUCCUUUUUGAAGGGAGUUGCCAUUUAGAACAGCAGUAAGCACAAAAACGGUCAAGACAGGAUUUAAGAAGUACAUUUUCUUUUGUAUUUAGGAAAUACUGACAAAAUGCAGAAUGGAACCUGAUGUAGAAUAUUAUACUUUGUCCUUAGAAGGCAAAUGCGUUGUAUUCCACAUUUAAGGCAUUCACAAACCAUCUGCUCUUGCUCGAGAGAACCCACUAUCUGUGCCUAGAGCAUAGAGACAUACUGUACAUUCAUACAAAUGUUUUCAGUUGUCUAGAACACUUUGAAAAUGGCCUAUUGCAUUCAGGAAGCUUGAGCAUUGCAUAUCCAAAUCAGUUUGCACAUUCCUAAAAAUGGCAUGACCCAUAGUGAUUUUCAUAUUUUGACUGUAAUGCAAUGUUUCUUUUAAUUUAUUGACCUUUAAAGAUGUGUGAAAGUGUUUUAAAAUGUUUAAUACUCAAAAUGUCCCUCCAAAGAAAACAAAAUGUAGAAAGUUAAAACCGUUGUCAGGGAUGUGUCGUUUAUAGCCUGUUUUUUUGUGAAACGGAAAGCCAUCUCGUCAUAGAGAAAGGAUUUAUAUAGCUGUGGCGGAUUUAUUUUAUAUUUAGUCUGCCUGUAGCCAUUUUGAAAACAGGUUGUUUGACUAAACAGCUGGCUGGUUGAAAGAUUUGACAAUCAAGGAAGCGAACGCUGGCAGAAAAUCAUGUUAUUUCCUCAUUACUAAUUAAAAUUCCAAUAUAAUGUGAUGACAGAUGUGCGUGUAACCUUGUACAGUGCCCUGAAAGUGGAAUCAUUUAAAAUUUGUGUAAGGACAUUGUGUGUGCAAAGGUUAUUACAUUGUGUUUGGUUUUAUCUAUAAUUUGAUGCUAGCUAUAGGGAAAAAUAUGUACUAUCACUUUAAUUGCCAUUCCCCUUCAAAUCAUUGCACCAGUACCUCAGUCAGUUGUGCUUGUUCCAAAGAAAUCAUUCAUGUUGUGCUGCUAGUCGGGGGGGGGGAAACUCCCCAAUUGAAGCUUUUUGUUCACUGUGCACUGUAUUUCUGACACACUUGGUUAUAUAAUUGGAGUAUACUGCUCAUUAAAUAAAGGCAUUUGGUUUUAGCAUCUUUGUUUCA